CCUUGGCAGUGUGGUAGCGGUUGCCUCCACUAACCCCAUCAAGACAGCGACGACCCAGUGACCAUGAAAGGAGUCAGGAUGCUGCUUGAAUGGGUGAUACCAUGGUUCAUCCUCAGCCUCAGACUAUCAGCAGCCACCACCGUCCACAACCAUGUCAGCAGCAUCUGCAGCACCUGGGGCAGAGAGCACUUCAAGACAUUUGAUGGUGAUGUGUACCAGUUUCCUGGUACAUGUGAGUACAACCUGGUCUCCGACUGCCACGAGUCCUACCAGGAGUUCUCUGUGCACGUGAAGAGGACAGAAAACGAUGGAAACCCUACAGUCAGUUACGUGGUGGUCACCAUCAAUGACCUGUCGUUCCACCUCAGCAAGACUUCAAUCACAGAAAAUGACGUGCCUGUCAACUUGCCAUAUUACAAGGCAGGAGUGCAAGUGGAAAAAAAUGCAGUUUACAUCAAGCUCCAGUCCAAAGUUGGCAUCACUGUCAUGUGGAACGGUGACGAUGCAGUCAUGGUGGAACUUGACCAUGAAUAUGCUAGUCUUACUUGUGGACUUUGUGGAGACUUCAAUGGUGUUUCAGUCUACGAUGAGUUCAUUCAUAAUGGUCGCAAAAUCAGCCCCAUUGAGUUUGGCAACAAACACAAAGUCCAUCGCUCAAAUGACGAUUGUGAGGACCCUUAUGAAGAGGAGGAUGAAUCACUGGAGUCUGUUUCUGAGUCAUGCAAGGAGUUUCAAACCAUCUGUGAGGAGAUGCUGCGUUCAGAGUCCUGGAGCUCCUGCACCAAACUGAUCAACCCUGCACCGUACAUCCAGGCCUGUGUGCAGGACAUGUGCAGCUGCACCAACAGCUCAGAAGACUUCUGUGUCUGCAGCACACUUUCUGAGUUCUCCCGACAGUGUUCUCAUGCAGGAGGAGAACCUCCCAGCUGGAGAACGCCUCAGUUCUGUGCUAAACAGUGCCCGUUCAACAUGGUUUAUGAAGAGAGCGGUUCUCCUUGCAUGGACACCUGCACACAUCAAGACACAAGUUCACUGUGUGAGGAACACAAAAUGGACGGCUGCUUCUGUCCUCCUGGAACUGUGUUUGAUGAUAUUUCCAUGAGGGGGUGCAUUGCUCAGUCUGAAUGUCAGUGCAAGCACAGCAAAGUCUAUAACUCUGGGGAGAUUUACCAACAGGACCGAGAGAAAUGCACAUGCCUUGAGGGCCGAUGGGCUUGUGAGAUUCUUCAAACUCCUGCUACGUGUGCCGUUGAAGAGGGUUCACAUGUAACUACCUUUGAUGGGAAAACUUACACCUUCCAUGGAGAGUGUUACUACACUCUGGCCAAAGUGGAAAGCAAGGAUGCUACAAGCCCAAAGUUUACCAUCCUGGUCCAACUGGUGCCUUGUGCAAACCAAGAGUUUGACACUUGUCUGAAGAAUGUUAAAAUCCUGCUAAACAACGACAAAAACAAUGUGUUAACAUUCACUUCUGAUGGCACAGUAAAGCAGAACAUGCAGACCAUCAGUUUGCCGUACCACACAGGAGACAUCAGCAUAUUCCAUGCCUCAUCCUUUCACAUCUUGCUCCAGACCAGUUUCGGGUUACAGAUUCAGAUCCAGCAUGUGCCUCUCAUGCAAGUCUAUGUCAGCCUGGAACAGAGCUACAGAGCAAAGACUCGUGGUCUAUGUGGGAACUACAACAUGGUCCUGUCUGAUGACAUGAAGACUCCUCAAGGGAUCAUUGAGGGAACUGCAGCAACUUUUAGUAACUCUUGGAAGGCAAACCUCAUGUGCCAAGACAGAGAGGAGCGACUGGAUGACCCCUGUUCUCUCAGUGUGGAAAAUGAGAAGUACGCCAAACAUUGGUGCGCUUUGCUGCUCGGCCCAAAUAAUACCUUCACACAAUGCCAUUCAGUGGUGGAUCCUGAGAUAUACUACAAGCGAUGCACUUAUGCGAGCUGUAACUGUGAGAAGAGCGAGGCCUGCCUGUGUGCCGUCUUCUCCUCCUACACAAGAGCUUGUGCAUCAAAAGGAGUGUUCUUGAUAGACUGGAGAGAGAAAGUGUGCGGUAAAUACACAGAGAGCUGCCCAGCAUCUCAGACCUUCUCUUACAAGCAUCAGAGAUGCCAGUUGACUUGCAAAUCAUUGGGCUCAGUACAGCAGAGCUGCAUCUCUGACUUCUUGCCUGUGGAUGGCUGCUCCUGCUCUGAGGGUCUCUACCAAAAUGAAAACGGUAUCUGCGUCCCCAUGGAAAAAUGUCCCUGUUACCAUAAUGAAGUGUACAUUAAGCCAGGAAAGUCCAUCAGCAUCAAAGAUGAACACUGUGUGUGCACCAACGGAGUGCUUCAUUGCCAUUCUUGGAGACUCCGCUCAUCAGCAUGCCCUUCUCCAAAAGUAUUCUUCAACUGCUCUGCAACGGUUGCAGAAGAGCUGGGACUGCAGUGUGCUCGAACUUGCUUAAAUCUGGAUAGCGAUGACUGCAUUUCCACAGAUUGCGAAUCUGGCUGUGUGUGUCCCGGUGGCCUCCUUGAUGAUGGUAAAGGUUCCUGUGUCAAUGAAAAUGAGUGUCCAUGUCAGCAUAAUGGCCAUCUCUAUAUCCCAGGAGCACAAAUUCCUAACCAGUGCAACACCUGUACCUGCAAAGGUGGAAAGUGGAAAUGCACAGAAGAAAAGUGUCCAGGAACUUGCAUUAUUUAUGGAAGUGGUCACUAUGAAACAUUUGACCAGCAAACAUAUAGAUUUCAAGGACAUUGUGCCUAUGUUGCUGUCAAGAACAACUGUGGCAACAAACAAGUGCAGGAUAAAUUUGGAGUUAUUACAGAAAAUGUACCAUGUGGAACUACAGGCACCACAUGCUCCAAAACUGUCAGAAUUCACCUGGGGCGAAAGGAAAUCAAACUCUCAAAGGGUAAAUAUGAAGAGUCGGAUCUGGGCAAUGGCACUGAGAUUCAGUACAGAAUAAGAAAGGUCGGCUUGUACCUGGUCGUAGAGUCUGCCAUUGGUUUGGCAGUGAUGUGGGAUCGCAAAACAACUGUUCGCAUCCUACUGGAACCACAGCACAGCGGAGAGGUUUGUGGCCUGUGUGGAAAUUUUGAUGGUGAUGGACAGAAUGACUUCACCACCUCCGGUCAGCUGGUAGUGAGCAAUCCAUUAGAAUUUGCCAACAGCUGGAAAGUGUCCAGCAACUGCCCAGAUGUGGAAGUGAAUGUUAAUCCUUGUGAAGCAACACCAAAUCGACAUCACUGGGCAAAAAUGAAGUGCAGCAUUAUAACUGGACAAACGUUCAAAGACUGCCACAAUAAGGUGGAUCCCCGUCCAUUUCAUGACAACUGUGUGAAAGACUCGUGUGCCUGUGACUCUGGAGGGGACUGUGAGUGUUUCUGCACAGCUGUUGCAGCUUACGCUCAAGCUUGUAAUGAGGCCGGUGUUUGUGUUGCAUGGAGAACUCCAGACAUCUGUCCUGUCUUUUGUGAUUACUACAACAGCCCAGACGACUGCAAGUGGCACUACAACCCUUGCCACACUCCUUGCUACAAGACAUGUUUGAAUCCACAAGGAAAUUGUAGCAAUCCAAUACCCAACCUAGAAGGCUGUUACCCUGUAUGCCCAGAAGAUAAACCUAUAUUUGAUGAGAAGAACCAGACAUGUGUGGACAUAUGUCCCUAUUGCAUUUACAACGGGACUGUAUAUGAAGAAAAUGAAGUUAUUUACAAUGUGACUGACAAUUUGGGAACGUGUUACUAUGCAAUCUGCAUUAAUGCAACAGUGAUACAUGGAAAUGAAUCAUGCCCUAUUACAACUACAACUGCAGGCCCAACUACAACAAUCACAACCCCAACAACUCAACCUCUUACUACAACUGCUGGACCAACCACAACAGCUACAACCCCAACAACCCAACCUCCUACUACAACUGCAAGCCCAACCACAACCACUACAAUUACAACCCAAUCCCCGACUACAACUUCAGGCCCAACCACAACAGUUACAAUCCAAUCCCCUACUACAACUGCAGGACCAACUGCAACAACUACAACCACCCAAACUGCGACUACAACUCCAGUUCCAACCACAACCACAACAGUUACAACCCAAAAUCCUACUACAACUGCAGCCCCGACCACAACUAAUCCUUGUAUCACAUAUGAGUGGUCAGACUGGUAUAACGUGCAUGAUCCAAGUACAGAUCACAGUGACUGGGAAACAUAUGAGAACAUCACAAACAGUGGUCUACAAAUAUGUGACAAACGCUUAUUUAUUGAUUGUCGAGCUGUUCAUUUCCCGGACAUGGACUUCAAUGAUUAUAAAACUCAAACUGGCCAAGUUGUUAGUUGUGAUGUGGAUUAUGGAUUGAUAUGUAAAGUAGAGGACCAGUCAAGACCUCCACGAAAGUGCUUUGACUACAAGAUCAGAGUAUUUUGUGCGGUAAAUAUAUGUGAAUCCACAACCACGACAAUCACAACUCCAACAUCCCAACCUCCUACUACAACUACAGGUCCAACCACAACAGCUACAACCCCAAACACCCUACCUACUACUACAACUGAAAACCCAACAAGUACAGCCCCAACAACUCAACCUCUUACUACAACUGUAGGCCCAACUACAACAAGAACUACAACAACCCAACCUCCUACUACAACUGCAGGCCCAACCACAACAGUUUCAACCCCAAUAACCCAAUCUUCUACUACAGCUGCAGGCCUAUCCACAACAGUUUCAACCCAAACAACUCAACCUCUUACUACAACUGCUGGACCAACCACAACAGCUACAACCCCAACAACCCAACCUCCUACUACAACUGCAAGCCCAACCACAACCACUACAGUUACAACCCAAUCCCCGACUACAACUUCAGGCCCAACCACAACAGUUACAAUCCAAUCCCCUACUACAACUGCAGGACCAACUGCAACAACUACAACCACCCAAACUGCGACUACAACUCCAGUUCCAACCACAACCACAACAGUUACAACCCAAAAUCCUACUACAACUGCAGCCCCGACCACAACUAAUCCUUGUAUCACGUAUGAGUGGUCAGACUGGUAUAACGUGCAUGAUCCAAGUACAGAUCACAGUGACUGGGAAACAUAUGAGAACAUCACAAACAGUGGUCUACAAAUAUGUGACAAACGCUUAUUUAUUGAUUGUCGAGCUGUUCAUUUCCCGGACAUGGACUUCAAUGAUUAUAAAACUCAAACUGGCCAAGUUGUUAGUUGUGAUGUGGAUUAUGGAUUGAUAUGUAAAGUAGAGGACCAGUCAAGACCUCCACGAAAGUGCUUUGACUACAAGAUCAGAGUAUUUUGUGCGGUAAAUAUAUGUGAAUCCACAACCACGACAAUCACAACUCCAACAUCCCAACCUCCUACUACAACUACAGGUCCAACCACAACAGCUACAACCCCAAACACCCUACCUACUACUACAACUGAAAACCCAACAAGUACAGCCCCAACAACUCAACCUCUUACUACAACUGUAGGCCCAACUACAACAAGAACUACAACAACCCAACCUCCUACUACAACUGCAGGCCCAACCACAACAGUUUCAACCCCAAUAACCCAAUCUUCUACUACAGCUGCAGGCCUAUCCACAACAGUUUCAACCCAAACAACUCAACCUCUUACUACAACUGCUGGACCAACCACAACAGCUACAACCCCAACAACCCAACCUCCUACUACAACUGCAAGCCCAACCACAACCACUACAGUUACAACCCAAUCCCCGACUACAACUUCAGGCCCAACCACAACAGUUACAAUCCAAUCCCCUACUACAACUGCAGGACCAACUGCAACAACUACAACCACCCAAACUGCGACUACAACUCCAGUUCCAACCACAACCACAACAGUUACAACCCAAAAUCCUACUACAACUGCAGCCCCGACCACAACUAAUCCUUGUAUCACGUAUGAGUGGUCAGACUGGUAUAACGUGCAUGAUCCAAGUACAGAUCACAGUGACUGGGAAACAUAUGAGAACAUCACAAACAGUGGUCUACAAAUAUGUGACAAACGCUUAUUUAUUGAUUGUCGAGCUGUUCAUUUCCCGGACAUGGACUUCAAUGAUUAUAAAACUCAAACUGGCCAAGUUGUUAGUUGUGAUGUGGAUUAUGGAUUGAUAUGUAAAGUAGAGGACCAGUCAAGACCUCCACGAAAGUGCUUUGACUACAAGAUCAGAGUAUUUUGUGCGGUAAAUAUAUGUGAAUCCACAACCACGACAAUCACAACUCCAACAUCCCAACCUCCUACUACAACUACAGGUCCAACCACAACAGCUACAACCCCAAACACCCUACCUACUACUACAACUGAAAACCCAACAAGUACAGCCCCAACAACUCAACCUCUUACUACAACUGUAGGCCCAACUACAACAAGAACUACAACAACCCAACCUCCUACUACAACUGCAGGCCCAACCACAACAGUUUCAACCCCAAUAACCCAAUCUUCUACUACAGCUGCAGGCCUAUCCACAACAGUUUCAACCCAAACAACUCAACCUCUUACUACAACUGCUGGACCAACCACAACAGCUACAACCCCAACAACCCAACCUCCUACUACAACUGCAAGCCCAACCACAACCACUACAGUUACAACCCAAUCCCCGACUACAACUUCAGGCCCAACCACAACAGUUACAAUCCAAUCCCCUACUACAACUGCAGGACCAACUGCAACAACUACAACCACCCAAACUGCGACUACAACUCCAGUUCCAACCACAACCACAACAGUUACAACCCAAAAUCCUACUACAACUGCAGCCCCGACCACAACUAAUCCUUGUAUCACGUAUGAGUGGUCAGACUGGUAUAACGUGCAUGAUCCAAGUACAGAUCACAGUGACUGGGAAACAUAUGAGAACAUCACAAACAGUGGUCUACAAAUAUGUGACAAACGCUUAUUUAUUGAUUGUCGAGCUGUUCAUUUCCCGGACAUGGACUUCAAUGAUUAUAAAACUCAAACUGGCCAAGUUGUUAGUUGUGAUGUGGAUUAUGGAUUGAUAUGUAAAGUAGAGGACCAGUCAAGACCUCCACGAAAGUGCUUUGACUACAAGAUCAGAGUAUUUUGUGCGGUAAAUAUAUGUGAAUCCACAACCACGACAAUCACAACUCCAACAUCCCAACCUCCUACUACAACUACAGGUCCAACCACAACAGCUACAACCCCAAACACCCUACCUACUACUACAACUGAAAACCCAACAAGUACAGCCCCAACAACUCAACCUCUUACUACAACUGUAGGCCCAACUACAACAAGAACUACAACAACCCAACCUCCUACUACAACUGCAGGCCCAACCACAACAGUUUCAACCCCAAUAACCCAAUCUUCUACUACAGCUGCAGGCCUAUCCACAACAGUUUCAACCCAAACAACUCAACCUCUUACUACAACUGCUGGACCAACCACAACAGCUACAACCCCAACAACCCAACCUCCUACUACAACUGCAAGCCCAACCACAACCACUACAGUUACAACCCAAUCCCCGACUACAACUUCAGGCCCAACCACAACAGUUACAAUCCAAUCCCCUACUACAACUGCAGGACCAACUGCAACAACUACAACCACCCAAACUGCGACUACAACUCCAGUUCCAACCACAACCACAACAGUUACAACCCAAAAUCCUACUACAACUGCAGCCCCGACCACAACUAAUCCUUGUAUCACGUAUGAGUGGUCAGACUGGUAUAACGUGCAUGAUCCAAGUACAGAUCACAGUGACUGGGAAACAUAUGAGAACAUCACAAACAGUGGUCUACAAAUAUGUGACAAACGCUUAUUUAUUGAUUGUCGAGCUGUUCAUUUCCCGGACAUGGACUUCAAUGAUUAUAAAACUCAAACUGGCCAAGUUGUUAGUUGUGAUGUGGAUUAUGGAUUGAUAUGUAAAGUAGAGGACCAGUCAAGACCUCCUCGAAAGUGCCAUGACUACGAGAUCAGAGUAUUUUGUGAGGUAAAUAUAUGUGAAUCCACAACCACGACAAUCACAACUCCAACAUCCCAACCUCCUACUACAACUACAGGUCCAACCACAACAGCUACAACCCCAAACACCCUACCUACUACUACAACUGAAAACCCAACAAGUACAGCCCCAACAACUCAACCUCUUACUACAACUGUAGGCCCAACUACAACAAGAACUACAACAACCCAACCUCCUACUACAACUGCAGGCCCAACCACAACAGUUUCAACCCCAAUAACCCAAUCUUCUACUACAGCUGCAGGCCUAUCCACAACAGUUUCAACCCAAACAACUCAACCUCUUACUACAACUGCUGGACCAACCACAACAGCUACAACCCCAACAACCCAACCUCCUACUACAACUGCAAGCCCAACCACAACCACUACAGUUACAACCCAAUCCCCGACUACAACUUCAGGCCCAACCACAACAGUUACAAUCCAAUCCCCUACUACAACUGCAGGACCAACUGCAACAACUACAACCACCCAAACUGCGACUACAACUCCAGUUCCAACCACAACCACAACAGUUACAACCCAAAAUCCUACUACAACUGCAGCCCCGACCACAACUAAUCCUUGUAUCACGUAUGAGUGGUCAGACUGGUAUAACGUGCAUGAUCCAAGUACAGAUCACAGUGACUGGGAAACAUAUGAGAACAUCACAAACAGUGGUCUACAAAUAUGUGACAAACGCUUAUUUAUUGAUUGUCGAGCUGUUCAUUUCCCGGACAUGGACUUCAAUGAUUAUAAAACUCAAACUGGCCAAGUUGUUAGUUGUGAUGUGGAUUAUGGAUUGAUAUGUAAAGUAGAGGACCAGUCAAGACCUCCACGAAAGUGCUUUGACUACGAGAUCAGAGUAUUUUGUGCGGUAAAUAUAUGUGAAUCCACAACCACGACAAUCACAACUCCAACAUCCCAGCCUCCUACUACAACUACAGGUCCAACCACAACAGCUACAACCCCAAACACCCUACCUACUACUACAACUGAAAACCCAACAAGUACAGCCCCAACAACUCAACCUCUUACUACAACUGUAGGCCCAACUACAACAAGAACUACAACAACCCAACCUCCUACUACAACUGCAGGCCCAACCACAACAGUUUCAACCCCAAUAACCCAAUCUUCUACUACAGCUGCAGGCCUAUCCACAACAGUUUCAACCCAAACAACUCAACCUCUUACUACAACUGCUGGACCAACCACAACAGCUACAACCCCAACAACCCAACCUCCUACUACAACUGCAAGCCCAACCACAACCACUACAGUUACAACCCAAUCCCCGACUACAACUUCAGGCCCAACCACAACAGUUACAAUCCAAUCCCCUACUACAACUGCAGGACCAACUGCAACAACUACAACCACCCAAACUGCGACUACAACUCCAGUUCCAACCACAACACAAACAGUUACAACCCAAAAUCCUACUACAACUGUCCAACCACAACAGCUAACCCCAAACACCCUACCUACUACUACAACUGAAAACCCCAACAAGUACAGCCCCAACAACUCAACCUCUUACUACAACUCUGCAGGCCUAUCCACAACAGUUUCAACCCAAACAACUCAACCUCUUACUACAACUGCUGGACCAACCACAACAGCUACAACCCCAACAACCCAACCUCCUACUACAACUGCAAGCCCAACCAACAACCACUACAGUUACAACCCAAUCCCCGACUACAACUUCAGGCCCAACCACAACAGUUACAAUCCAAUCCCCUACUACAACUGCAGGACCAACUGCAACAACUACAACCACCCAAACUGCGAUACAACUCCAGUUCCAACCACAAACACAACAGUUACAACCCAAAAUCCUACUAAAACUGCAGCCCCGACCACAACUAAUCCUUGUAUCACGUAUGAGUGGUCAGACUGGUAUAACGUGCAUGAUCCAAGUCCAACCACAACAGCUACAACCCCAAACACCCUACCUACUACUACAACUGAAAACCCAACAAGUACAGCCCCAACAACUCAACCUCUUACUACAACUGUAGGCCCAACUACAACAAGAACUACUAACAAAACCCAAACCUCCUACUACAACUGCAGGCCCAACCACAACAGUUUCAACCCCAAUAACCCAAUCUUCUACUACAGCUGCAGGCCUAUCCACAACAGUUUCAACCCAAACAACUCAACCUCUUACUACAACUGCUGGACCAACCACAACAGCUACAACCCCACAACCCAACCUCCUACUACAACUGCAAGCCCAACCACAACCACUACAGUUACAACCAAUCCCCGACUACAACUUCAGGCCCAACCACAAACAGUUACAAUCCAAUCCCCUACUACAACUGCAGGACCAAACUGCAACAACUACAACCACCCAAACUGCGACUACAACUCCAGUUCCAACCACAACCACAACACUGCAGGCCUAUCCACAACAGUUUCAACCCAAACAACUCAACCUCUUACUACAACUGCUGGACCAACCAACAACAGCUACAACCCAACAACCCAACCUCCUACUACAACUGCAAGCCCAACCACAACCACUACAGUUACAACCCAAUCCCCGACUACAACUUCAGGCCCAACCACAACAGUUACAAUCCAAUCCCCUACUACAACUGCAGGACCAACUGCAACAACUACAACCACCCAAACUGCGACUACAACUCCAGUUCCAACCACAACCACAACAGUUACAACCCAAAAUUCCUACUACAACUGCAGCCCCGACCACAACCUAAUCCUUGUAUCACUUAUGAGUGUUGUUAGUUGUGAUGUGGAUUAUGGAUUGAUAUGUAAAGUAGAGGACCAGUCAAGACCUCCACGAAAGUGCUUUGACUACGAGAUCAGAGUAUUUUGUGCGGUAAAUAUAUGUGAAUCCACAACCACGACAAUCACAACUCCAACAUCCCAACCUCCUACUACAACUACAGGUCCAACCACAACAGCUACAACCCCAAACACCCUACCUACUACUACAACUGAAAACCCAACAAGUACAGCCCCAACAACUCAACCUCUUACUACAACUGUAGGCCAAACUACAACAAGAACUACAACAACCCAACCUCCUACUACAACUGCAGGCCCAACCACAACAGUUUCAACCCCAAUAACCCAAUCUUCUACUACAGCUGCAGGCCUAUCCACAACAGUUUCAACCCAAACAACCCAACCUCCUACUACAACUGAAGGUCCAACCACAACAAUUACAUCCCAACCUCCUACUACAACUGCAGGACUUACCACAACAGUUUCAACCCCAGCAACCCAACCUUCUACUACAACUGCAGGUCCAACCACAACAGUUACAUCCCAACCUCCUACUACAACUGCUGGAAUAACCACAACAGUUACAACCCAAACAACCCAACCUCCUACUACAACUGCAGGUCCAACCACAACAGUUACAUCCCAACCUCCUACUACAACUGCUGGACCAACCACAACAGUUACAACCCAAACAACCCAACCUCUGACAACGACUGCAGGUCCAACUACAACAGUUACAACUACAACAUCCCAACCUACUACAACUGCAAGCCCAACCACAACAGUUACAACCCAAUCCCCGACUACAACUACAGGCCCAACCACAACAGUUACAACCCCAACAUCCCAACCUCCUACUACAAGUGCUGGACCAACCACAACAGUUACAACCCAAACAACCCAACCUCCUACUACAACUAUAGGUCCAACCACAACAGUUACAACCCCGACACUCCAACUUACGACGACAACUACAGGUCCAGCUACAUCAACUACAACCCCAGCAACCCAACCUCCUACUGCAACUGCAGGUCCUACAACUACCACAACAGUUACAGCCCAACCUCCUACUACAACUGAAGGACCAACUACAACAACUAGAACUCCAACAACCCAACCUCCUACUACAACUGCUGGACCAACAACAACCACAACAAUUACAACACCAACAACUGAAACUGGUGUUAUAACUGGACGCCCAGCGACAACAUCAACUCCACAAACCGGUAAAUUAAUAACUGAAUCCACAACAGUUACAACCCAAACAACCCAACCUCCUACUACAACUAUAGGUCCAACCACAACAGUUACAACCCCAACACUCCAACUUACGACGACAACUACAGGUCCAGCUACAUCAACUACAACCCCAGCAACCCAACCUCCUACUGCAACUGCAGGUCCUACAACUACCACAACAGUUACAGCCCAACCUCCUACUACAACUGAAGGACCAACUACAACAACUAGAACUCCAACAACCCAACCUCCUACUACAACUGCAAGCCCAACCACAACCACAACAGUUAUAACCCAAUCCCCUACUACAACUACAGGCCCAACCACAACAAGUACAACCCAACCUACUACUACAACUGCAGGCCUAACCACAACAGCUACAACCCCAACAACCCAACCUCCUACUACAAGUGCUGGACCAACCACAACAGUUACAACCCAAACAACCCAACCUCCUACUACAACUGCAGGUCCAACUACAACAGUUACAACCACAACAGUUACAACCCCAACAUCUCAACCUCCUACUACAACUGCUGGACCAACCACAACAGUUACAAUCCAAACAACCCAAUCUCUGACAACGACUGCAGGUCCAACUACAACAGUUACAACUACAACAACUCAGCCUCCUACUACAAUUGCAAGCCCAACCACAAGAGUUACAACCCAAUCCCUUACUACAACUGCAGGCCAAACCACAACAGUUACAAACCAACCUACUACUACAACUGCAGGACUAACCACAACAGUUUCAACCCCAACAACCCAACCUCCUACUACAACUGCAGGCCCAACCACAACAGCUACAACCCCAACAUCCCAACCUCCUACUACAACUGCUGGACCAACCACAACAGUUACAACCCAAACCACCCAACCUCCUACUACAACUGCAGGUCCAACCACAACAGUUACAACCCAAACAACCCAACCUCUGACAACGACUGCAGGUCCAACUACAACAGUUAGAACUACAACACCCCAACCUCCUACUACAACUGCAAGCCUAACCACAACCACAACAGUUACAACCCAAUUCCCGACUACAACUGCAGGCCCAACCACAACAGUUACAACCUCAACAUCCCAACCUCCUACUACAAGUGCUGGACCAACCACAACAGUUACAACCCAAACAACCCAACCUCCUACUACAACUGCAGGUCCAACUACAACAGUUACAACUACAACAUCCCAACCUCCUACUACAAGUGCUGGACCAACCACAACAGUUACAACCCAAACAACCCAACCUCCUACUACAUCUGCAGGUCCAACCACAACCACAACAAUUAUAUCCCAACCUCCUACUACAACUGCUGGACCAACCGCAACAGUUACAACUACAACAUCCCAACCUCCUACUACAACUGCAGGCCCAACCACAACAAGUACAACCCAACCUACUACUACAACUGCCGGCCUAACCACAAGAAGUACAACCCCAACAACCCAACCUCCUACUACAAGUGCUGGACCAACCACAACAGUUACAACCCAAACAACCCAACCUCCUACUACAACUGCAGGUCCAACCACAACCACAACAAUUACAUCCCAACCUCCUACUGCAAGUGCUGGACCAACCACAACCACAACAAUUACAUCCCAACCUCCUACUACAACUGCUGGACCAACCACAACAGUUACAACCCAAACAACCCAACCUCCUACUACAACUGCAGGCCCAACCACAACCACAACAAUUACAUCCCAACCUCCUACUACAACUGCUGGACCAACCACAACAGUUACAACCCAAACAACCCAACCUCCUACUACAUCUGCAGGUCCAACCACAACCACAACAAUUAUAUCCCAAUCUCCUACUACAACUGCAGGCCCAACCACAACAGUUACAACCCAAUCCCCUACUACAACUGCAGGCCCAACCACAACAAGUACAACCCAACCUACUACUACAACUGCAGGACUAACCACAACAGUUUCAACCCCAAAAACUCAACCUUCUACUACAACUGCAGGUCCAACCACAACAGUUACAUCCCAACCUCCUACUACAACUGCUGGACUAACCACAACAGUUACAGCCCAAACAACCCAACCUCCUACUACAACUGCAGGUCCAACUACAACAGUUACAUCCCAACCUCCUACUACAACUGCUAGACCAACCACAACAGCUACAACCCAAACAACCCAACCUCUGACAACGACUGCAGGUCCCAACUACAAACAGUUACAACUACAACAUCCCAACCUACUACAACUGCAAGCCCAACCACAACCACAACAGUUACAACCCAAUCCCCGACUACAACUACAGGCCCAACCACAACAGUUACAACCCAACAUCCCAACCUCCUACUACAAGUGCUGGACCAACCACAACAGUUACAACCCAACCUCCUACUACAACUGCAGGCCCAACCACAACAGCUACAACCCCCACAACCCAACCUCCUACUACAAGUGCAAGCCCAACCACAACAAGUACAACCCCAACAUCCCAACUUCCUACUACAACUGCUGGACCAACCACAACAGUUACAACCCAAACCACCCAACCUCCUACUACAACUGCAGGUCCAACCACUACAGUUACAUCCCAACCUCCUACUACAACUGCUGGACAAACCACAAAAGUUACAACUCAAACAACCCAACCUCUGACAACGACUGCAGGUCCAACUACAACAGUUACAACUACAACAUCCCAACCUCCUACUACAACUGCAGGCCCAACCACAACAAGUACAACCCAACCUACUACUACAACUGCCGGCCUAACCACAACAGUUACAACCCAACAACCCAACCUCCUACUACAAGUGCUGGACCAACCACAACAGUUACAACCCAAACAACCCAACCUCCUACUACAACUGCAGGCCCAACCACAACAGCUACAACCCCCACAACCCAACCUCCUACUACAAGUGCAAGCCCAACCACAACAAGUACAACCCCAACAUCCCAACUUCCUACUACAACUGCUGGACCAACCACAACAGUUACAACCCCAACAACCCAACCUCCUACUACAAGUGCUGGACCAACCACAACAGUUACAACCCAAACAACCCAACCUCCUACUACAUCUGCAGGUCCAACCACAACCACAACAAUUAUAUCCCAACCUCCUACUACAACUGCUGGACCAACCGCAACAGUUACAACUACAACAUCCCAACCUCCUACUACAACUGCAGGCCCAACCACAACAAGUACAACCCAACCUACUACUACAACUGCCGGCCUAACCACAACAAGUACAACCCCAACAACCCAACCUCCUACUACAAGUGCUGGACCAACCACAACAGUUACAACCCAAACAACCCAACCUCCUACUACAACUGCAGGUCCAACCACAACCACAACAAUUACAUCCCAACCUCCUACUGCAAGUGCUGGACCAACCACAACCACAACAAUUACAUCCCAACCUCCUACUACAACUGCUGGACCAACCACAACAGUUACAACCCAAACAACCCAACCUCCUACUACAACUGCAGGCCCAACCACAACCACAACAAUUACAUCCCAACCUCCUACUACAACUGCUGGACCAACCACAACAGUUACAACCCAAACAACCCAACCUCCUACUACAUCUGCAGGUCCAACCACAACCACAACAAUUAUAUCCCAACCUCCUACUACAACUGCAGGCCCAACCACAACAGUUACAACCCAAUCCCCUACUACAACUGCAGGCCCAACCACAACAAGUACAACCCAACCUACUACUACAACUGCAGGACUAACCACAACAGUUUCAACCCCAAAAACUCAACCUUCUACUACAACUGCAGGUCCAACCACAACAGUUACAUCCCAACCUCCUACUACAACUGCUGGACUAACCACAACAGUUACAACCCAAACAACCCAACCUCCUACUACAACUGCAGGUCCAACUACAACAGUUACAUCCCAACCUCCUACUACAACUGCUGGACCAACCACAACAGCUACAACCCAAACAACCCAACCUCUGACAACGACUGCAGGUCCAACUACAACAGUUACAACUACAACAUCCCAACCUACUACAACUGCAAGCCCAACCACAACCACAACAGUUACAACCCAAUCCCCGACUACAACUACAGGCCCAACCACAACAGUUACAACCCCAACAUCCCAACCUCCUACUACAAGUGCUGGACCAACCACAACAGUUACAACCCAACCUCCUACUACAACUGCAGGCCCAACCACAACAGCUACAACCCCCACAACCCAACCUCCUACUACAAGUGCAAGCCCAACCACAACAAGUACAACCCCAACAUCCCAACUUCCUACUACAACUGCUGGACCAACCACAACAGUUACAACCCAAACCACCCAACCUCCUACUACAACUGCAGGUCCAACCACUACAGUUACAUCCCAACCUCCUACUACAACUGCUGGACAAACCACAACAGUUACAACUCAAACAACCCAACCUCUGACAACGACUGCAGGUCCAACUACAACAGUUACAACUACAACAUCCCAACCUCCUACUACAACUGCAGGCCCAACCACAACAAGUACAACCCAACCUACUACUACAACUGCCAGCCUAACCACAACAAGUACAACCCCAACAACCCAACCUCCUACUACAAGUGCUGGACCAACCACAACAGUUACAACCCAAAAAACCCAACCUCCUACUACAUCUGCAGGUCCAACCACAACCACAACAAUUAUAUCCCAACCUCCUACUACAACUGCUGGACCAACCGCAACAGUUACAACUACAACAUCCCAACUUCCUACUGCAACUGCUGGACCAACCACAACAGUUACAACCCAAACAACCCAACCUCCUACUACAACUGCAGGCCCAACCACAACCACAACAAUUACAUCCCAACCUCCUACUACAACUGCUGGACCAACCACAACAGUUACAACGCAAACAACCCAACCUCCUACUACAUCUGCAGGUCCAACCACAACCACAACAAUUAUAUCCCAACCUCCUACUACAACUGCAGGCCCAACCACAACAGUUACAACCCAAUCCCCUACUACAACUGCAGGCCCAACCACAACAAGUACAACCCAACCUACUACUACAACUGCAGGACUAACCACAACAGUUUCAACCCCAAAAACUCAACCUUCUACUACAACUGCAGGUCCAACCACAACAGUUACAUUCCAACCUCCUACUACAACUGCUGGACUAACCACAACAGUUACAACCCAAACAACCCAACCUCUGACAACGACUGCAGGUCCAACUACAACAGUUACAACUGCAACAAUUCAGCCUCCUACUACAACUGCAAGCCCAACCACAAGAGUUACAACCCAAUCCCCUACUACAACUGCAGGCCCAACCACAACAAGUACAACACAACCUACUACUACAACUGCAGGACUAACCACAACAGUUUCAACUCCAACAACCCAACCUCCUGCUACAACUGCAGGUACAACCCCAACCACAACAAUUAUAUCCCAACCUCCUACUACAACUGCUGGACCAACCACAACAGUUACAACCCAAACAACCCAACCUCUGACAACGACUGUAGGUCUAACUACAACAGUUAUAACCACAACAACUCAACCUCCUACUACAACUGCAAGCCCAACCACAACCACAACAGUUACAACCCAAUCCCCUACUACAACUGCAGGCCCAACCACAACAAGUACAACCCAACCUACUACUACAACUGCCGGCCUAACCACAACAGCUACAACCCCAACAUCCCAGCCUCCUACUUCAACUGCUGGACCAACCACAACAGUUACAACCCAAACCACCCAACCUCCUACUGCAACUGCAGGUCCAACCACAACCACAACAGUAACAUCCCAACCUCCUACUACAACUGCUGGACCAACCAUAACAGCUACAACCCCAACAUCCCAACCUCCUACUACAACUGCAGGCCCAACCACAACAAGUACAACCCCAACAACCCAACCUCCUACUACAACUGCAGGUCCAACCACAACCACAACAGUUACAACCCAAUCUCCUACUACAGCUGCAAGCCCAACUACACCAGCUACAACCCCAACAACCCAACUUCUUAGUACAACUGCAAGCCCAACCACAACAAGUACAACCCCAACAACCCUACCUCCUACUGCAACUGCAGGUCCAACCACAACAGUUACAACCCAAUCACCUACAACUGCAAGCCCAACCACAUCAGCUACAACCCACCCCCCUACGACAACAACUGGUCCAACUCUAUCUACAGAAUGCUUCUGUAUUUUUAAUGGCGAGCUUUAUAACCCAGGGGAGGUAAUAAUUGAUAAUAAACAUAUUGGGUCAGGCAUAUGUCUCUCAAUGAUAUGUUCUGACAUCUGUGAAAUCCGCAACAUUACGAAAAUGUGUGGGACCACAACCACACCUACAUCCACACUCACACCGACAGAAAUACCACCUUCGUGUCCUGAAUGGAAUGUCGCACAAAAUGAGACCUUCUUCCUGUGCAACUGCAACAUGGCCAAGUGUAUUGAGAACAACACAAUUGAAAUAGUUCCAUAUGAAUGUCCGCCCAUUAAGAAUAUAACUUGUACUAAUGGAAAGAAGCCAGUUCUUGUGUACGAUGAAUACUACUGCUGCCAACAUUAUGUUUGUGACUGUGUAUGUGAAGGCUGGGGAGAUCCUCAUUACAUAACUUUUGAUGGAUUCUACUACAGUUAUCAAGGGAACUGUACUUAUGUUUUAAUGGAAGAGAUUUUACCAAGACACUACCUGAAAAUUUAUAUUGAUAAUGUCUUUUGCGAUCCCACUGAAGAUGUUUCUUGUCCACGAUCACUAAUAAUAUCAUAUGGAUCAGAAGUUGUCACACUCAUUAAUCAUAACCUUCCUGGAGCACCAGAGUUGGAGGCAUUGAAAAAGGGAAAAACUCUUAAACUACCCUAUUCACAGUAUGGUAUCAAAGUUGUGAAUACUGGCAUUAACCUGGUUUUGGAGAUCCCUCGCCUGCAAGUGGUCAUUACAUUUGGAAUAACUGGUUUUAGUGUUACCCUGCCGUUUCAGUACUUUGGCAGCAACACACAGGGUCAUUGUGGAACAUGCACCAAUAACCAGGCUGAUGACUGCAUGUUGCCUGGAGGCCAGCUGGUGAAAAGUUGUGCAGUGAUGGCGGACUACUGGCCAGCAAAGGACAUUAACCAACCCAACUGCUUGGUGCCACCUGUACUACCCACCAGUGUACCUGAACCACCAACCUUAGAACCAUGCAACGCAGACUCCAUAUGCGACCUGCUUUACAACAGUCCCUUUGUAGAGUGCCACCCCUUUGUCUCGCCAGACAAUUUCUACAGAGGUUGUGUUUUUGAUAGUUGUCAUGUUCCCAACCCAGCAGUAGAGUGCACAAGUUUGCAGACUUAUGCUGCUGCUUGUGCGCAGGCCGGAGUUUGCCUCCACUGGAAGAACCACACCACAAUAUGUGCCAGUGACUGCCCAUCAAACAAAGUGUACAAACCUUGUGGUCCUGCCGAGCAACCAACCUGUGAAGACAAUCCCUAUGAACCUACUAUGAACUACACCACUGAGGGCUGCUUUUGUCCUGAUGGAAUGAAACUCUUUAACAAAGAGUCUGGAAUAUGUGUUGAAAAAUGUGGAUGUCUUGAUCCUGAGGGUAUUCCUCGUGGGUUCAAUGAGAGGUUUGAGUACAAAUGCCAGGACUGCAUCUGUGAGGAGACCACUAAGACGGUGACUUGCAAGCCUAAGGUGUGCCCAGCACUUCCCAUUGCAAACUGCAUUGGUGAAGGGUUUGUUCUGGUCAACCAAACUAAUCCAUCAGACCCCUGCUGUUCUGCAUAUGUUUGCCAAUGUCAAAUCAACACUUGCCCAGUCAGCAACAAGAACUGUCCUGUUGGAUAUAAGCCAGUUAUCAGUGUUCCAGAAGGAAAAUGCUGUCCACAACAAACAUGUGAUCCGAAAAGAGUUUGUGUCCACAAAGAUGUCGAAUACCACCCCGGGUCUUCAGUUCCUGCCAACGCAUGUCAGGAUUGUACCUGUAGCAAUGAGGUCGACCCAAAAUCUGGUCUAUUCAAAAUAACUUGUGAGUUUCAGCAAUGUAAAGAAACUUGUGACAUGGGAUAUGAAUAUGUGGGAACUAUUUCUGAUGAGUGUUGUGGGAGGUGUGUACAGACACACUGUAUCCUCAGUGUUAACGGUACUAAGCAGCUCUUAGCGCAAAGAGAAACCUGGUCACCAGCUGAGAAUAAGUGUGAGCAUUACACCUGUGUUAAAAGCGGUGAGACUUUAGCAACGAUCAGUUCUCACAUUGUCUGCCCACCAUUCCAACAGAGCAACUGCCAACCUAACACAAUUCAGACUGCAGCAAAUGGCUGCUGUAAAGUUUGUGUGGAGAAGGAAAAGGGCUGCAAGUUAGCAUCUAUGAAAACCCGCGUUUCACACAAGGGCUGUCAGUCUGAACAGGAAGUCGAUAUGCCGUAUUGUGAAGGAUCUUGCAACACUUUCACCAUGUACUCUCAAGCAGCAGCAGCUAUGCAGCAUACAUGUUCCUGCUGUAAGGAGACUCGAUCCAGCAAUCGCACCGUUGACUUGUUCUGUCUGAAUGGAGAUACGAUUCCCUACACAUACAUGCAUGUGGAGGACUGUGGCUGUGGACACACGGACUGCACCAGAGCUGCAGCACCGCCUGCUCGCAGGAAGAGAAGCUUCACACUGCUGUGAUAAAGCACCUGCUGUCACUUUAACUUCAAUAUUUGUCAGAUACAAAUAUUCCUUUCCAUAUUUUUCUAACAAUCACUACACCUCUUACAAAGCAAUUGCCAUUGUAAAGAGACUAUUUAUCAAUUGAUCAAAUAAAAAGAUGCAACUCA
This is a messenger RNA of Amphiprion ocellaris (clown anemonefish), 20789 nucleotides long. Its product is annotated as mucin-2-like. Gene Ontology annotation, molecular function: protein binding. Gene Ontology annotation, cellular component: extracellular matrix. The record is from RefSeq and is a predicted model, not a curated record. Lineage: Eukaryota; Metazoa; Chordata; Actinopteri; Pomacentridae.